GGGCGGCACCAUCUUAUUCCCAUUAAAUACCUUUGUAGAACACCCCCCAGACCCCUCUCUUCUCUGCCAGCAGCCAGCCCUUCACUCGAGGCACUUUCUUCAGUAGUUAUACAUGAGCGACUUCUGUAAACAGGCUGAUCAGUGGAGCUACGUCGAUUUGAGUGCUACUGGAAAGGAAGGACUAAUGGAUCGACGAGCAAGAAGCAUCACAGGAACAGAAGGAAUGCUGGAAGCAAAGGUGCUUCCUCAGCGGCCAGGAUUUCGACACCACCGAAAAGAGAACUAUGUGUGCCGCGAGCCCCCGUCCCGGCAGUCUACAGAGUUUAGUGAGGUCCCGGAAGGGACUCAGACCCAGUCCCAGCAGCCGCCCAGGGUGAAACUGAACGGCUCCACUGUGGAGACACCCAGCCACCACGACCUGCACCGCGAACUACUGCUCAGCACCAAACGAGGCCUGUUGCCGGGAGAGAAGCCUGAGCUGAAGCGAGUCCUGGAACAGAGGAGGCUGGAGCAGCAUAGAGAGCAGGAACUGGCUCUACGGCCUCCUUUAGAACUGGAGACUGAACUACGCAAGAGACAGCAGAUACUGCUGGAGUAUGAGCAGGAGGAGAUCAGGCGUCGAGAGGAGCAGGAGAAGGGUGUCCCUGAGUUUGUUCGCGUGAAGGACAACCUGAGGCGCACACAGGUGUCUGGGCAAUGAAGGCCACAUGAUGCUCUGUCCCUUCCCAUCACCCCCCGCAGCCUCCCACCACAAAGGCUCUGGCUGCGGCCCGUUUCUACACCCAGGAGUCCAAAGACUGCACUUCUACGCCUCCGUCACCACAAUGGUUCUGCCAUUACAAUGAGACCACCCUCCUGUUUUGCCCUCCACCAGCCUCCACUGUGCACCAUAACCUACAGCUAUAUGAUGAGGGUCAACUUCACUGCAGCAAGUUACUGAAAAGACUACUACUGGGACUGAUAUGCAUCUCUUGCUGGACUGUUUCUACUUUGUGAAAAAAGCAAAUAAAGAAUCAAAUUAGAAAAUGUGUGAUGAAUAUAAAGCAAUGUAGGAACUGGUCAAUAGGUUUCAACGUAGGAACUGGUCAAUAGGUUUCAAUGUAGAGAAUGUGAGUGAAAGUGCAUAGGUCUACUGUAAAUUAUGUGUAUGUUCAGGACAAAUAUUUUGUUCUUUAUGAAUAGAUUCAUUAUUUUUCUAAGUAUUUUUUUAUUAUUUACUAGAAACACUUUUUGUUUUGAAGUCUGCAUUCAAGUCAAUCACUUGGUUUACAGCCGCAUAGUGUCAAUGUGUAAGUGGAUUCAUUUUUGGGUUUGUUUAUUUCUUUCAAAGUCCAUAAAUUAAGUAUAGGUUACUCCACUAUUGGACACAUGACAGUGACUGGAACCCUGGAUUUUGUCGUUAAAGCAUCAGUUGUCACUCAUAGCUAAACCACCAAUGACAGAUGGUAUGUGUAUUAGUCCUAUUCGUUGAAUUUAAUUGUUUGCCUGUUCUUGUUGCUCCUUUUCUUUUUAAGCAAUGUGUUUAUCAAGAAGACAAUAAAGAUUUCCAGGAUUACAAUGA
Salmo salar (Atlantic salmon) is the source of this 1561-nucleotide messenger RNA. RefSeq names its product protein FAM107B. The record is from RefSeq and is a predicted model, not a curated record. Lineage: Eukaryota; Metazoa; Chordata; Actinopteri; Salmoniformes; Salmonidae.